Molecule: messenger RNA, 816 nt
Organism: Peniophora sp. CBMAI 1063
Lineage: Eukaryota; Fungi; Basidiomycota; Agaricomycetes; Russulales; Peniophoraceae
Source: the annotation of a GenBank genome assembly
AUGCAUCAAUUUAACUACGAUGUGCGGAAUGGUUUCACAGAAUUCUCUAGGGCCCUCGCCUAUCAGCACGUUAAGGAUCAUCGGAACCCAGUCUUCGAAGACUUUCACGACUUUCAUGAAGCUGCUGCGACGUGGUAUGAGGUUUUGUUCUUCGCUGGGAAACGUAUCGUGCCUCCCAAGGUCGACCUCCUGCCGGCAAUCUUGGCGCAGAGCCCGUCCGCAUCGCCCGUUUUGGGGCCACGUACUCCGCCAGCCUCCCCAGCCUCGACGGCCACGCUCAUUCUCUCGCGCCCUCAUACGCCAAUCUCCGAUAAUGAAGAAAUCCCGCGCUUGAGCCAGUUGAUCUCUUAUCAAAGCAUAGAUCCACAACACGCCUCCAUCGUCAUUCCACCUGCCUUCGCCGACGAAGUCGCCGAAAUCGUCUCCAAGCUUCAACAUAACCUAUGUUUGUGCCCCCAGCCAUUGCCGCCUUACGUCGAGGAGAACCCGAUUCUCUUCAUGCUAUACACGGCGCUUGGCGAUGUCAUCCAUCUGAGCAAGGUUGCGAGCGAACAUCUGGUCGACUGGGCACAUCGUCGACUGAGGGCGACCUCGCUUGAGGAAGCAACUUUAUGUGCGGAGAAGUUGGAUUUCUUUGAGGGCGAGGUGGCUUUCAAUGAUCGGCGCCUUGCGGUAAUCUCAAAAUGCUUGACGCGCUACGAUGUCAGUUUACCACUUGGUCGCGAUUUGUUCCUCCAAACUUAUAUCCAUAAUCCCUCUGCAGGAAGCGUACAACUCGGACGGAUUUACAACCUCUCAAUACCGCACAUGUACUGA